AAUGGGUCUUUUGACGAAAGGUAGUCCGUUGACGUGGGCAGAAACCGUACCGCACAUUGAUUAUAUCAAGAAGCACGGAAUUGCUCAAUUCAUCAAUCUCUACCAUCGUCUGAAAUCAAGACACGGAGAUCAAUUGAAAUGGGGAGAUGAGAUUGAAUACACUAUUGUAAAAUUUGAUGACGCAAACAAGAAAGUUCGCGUGUCGUGCAAAGCUGAAGAGCUUCUUAAUAAGUUACAAGCCGAAGAGCAGGUGAAUGCGAUGCUUGGAACUGCCAAUCGAUUCCUUUGGAGACCAGAAUUCGGAUCCUACAUGAUCGAGGGAACCCCCGGAAUGCCUUACGGAGGUCUCAUCGCUUGCUUCAACAUUGUCGAGGCAAACAUGAAAUUGCGCAGACAGGUCGUCAAAAAGUUAUUAAAGAAGGAUGAAACAUGUCUAUCGAUAUCGUUCCCAUCUCUUGGAGUACCUGGAUUCACAUUCCCGGAAGUAGCAGCUGAUAGAAAGAAUGAUGAUGCAGCUAAUAGCGUUUUCUGGCCAGAACAAGCUGUAUUCUUGGGCCAUCCACGUUUCAAGAAUCUUACCAAAAAUAUUAAAGGUCGCAGAGGAAGUAAAGUAGCUAUCAACGUCCCGAUAUUCAAGGAUACGAACACCCCCAGUCCAUUCGUUGAAGAUUUAUCUGCACUUGGAGGUCCUGAUGAUACUCGUGAUGCGAAACCUGAUCACAUUUAUAUGGAUCAUAUGGGAUUCGGAAUGGGGUGCUGUUGUCUUCAAGUCACUUUCCAGGCUGUGAACGUCGAUGAAGCCAGAUGGUUGUACGAUCAGCUGACACCGAUUACACCGAUUCUACUGGCACUCUCUGCCGCCACACCAAUCUUCCGUGGAAAAUUAUCCAAUGUCGAUUCUAGAUGGGAUAUCAUUAGUGCAAGUGUCGACGAUCGUACACCGGAGGAAAGAGGAUUGGAACCUCUCAAGAAUUCGAAAUGGGUUAUUGAUAAGAGUCGCUACGACUCCACGGACUGUUACAUUUAUCCAUGUUCUGUUGGCUACAAUGAUAUUCCUCUUCAAUACGACGAAACCAUAUAUAAACAACUAAUUGAUGGAAAUAUUGAUGAGCCACUGGCAAAACAUAUUGCGCAUAUGUUCAUUCGUGAUCCACAUCAAGUUUUCCGUGAGCGUAUCGAACAGGACGAUGAGAAAAGCAGUGAACACUUUGAAACAAUUCAAUCAUCGAAUUGGAUGAACAUGCGAUUCAAGCCACCACCACCAGAUGCUCCAGAAAUCGGAUGGAGAGUCGAAUUCCGGCCAACUGAAGUUCAACUGACCGACUUUGAAAAUGCAGCAUACUGUUGCUUCGUUGUAUUGCUCACCAGAAUGAUGAUCUCCUUCAGGCUGACAUAUUUGAUGCCAAUUUCAAUGGUUACUGAAAAUAUGAAGCGUGCUCAGCAAAAAGAUGCAGUUCUCAAUCAGAAAUUCCUGUUCAGAAAAGGAUUGGCUGAGUGCAAAUCUGCUCCCGAAAAUUUGAAAGGAUCGGAGAAAUGUGGACCACCUAGUCAAGAUAUUGAAGAAAUGUCGAUUGAUGAGAUUAUCAAUGGAAAGAAAAAUGGAUUCCCAGGUCUCAUUUCACUUAUUCGCCAAUUUCUAGAUUCUGCUGAUGUUGAUGUGGAUACUCGGUGUACGAUUUCUCAAUAUUUGAACUUUAUUUCGAAACGAGCAACUGGAGAGAUUAAUACUUUGGCUCACUGGACACGUGGAUUCGUACAAUCUCAUCCUGCAUACAAACAUGACAGUGAUGUAAAUGAUAAUAUAGUUUACGAUCUUUUGAAAAAGAUGGAUGCCAUCUCAAACGGAGAAGAUCACUGUGAGAAGCUGCUCGGAUGCUACCGCUCUAAAACCGAUCAUGCCAUUUCUGCUGCUGUUCGCAAAGCUGAAGAGCACAUGAUCGUGUCCAGCCAAAAACGUGCACAUUAGGCGAUAAUUGAUUGAUUAUGUGAUUUUAAUUUAUUUAUGUUCUAUACGUCGUGUUUCCCAUUCCUUCUAGGCCUUCCAUGAUUCACAAUUUUUCGAUGCCAUAUCAAUUUAGUUGGCCAUCUACAUUAAAUUACUGAUAUGUUGAUGCUAUUUUCUAGUAAGCAGAUGUCAGUGUUUAGUAAUUCAAAAAUUUAAACUCUGAAUUUCUAAAUGCUUGUUUUUUGAGUAGUAGGAAUCAGUACGAAUGGUACAUUAAUCUGAAAAUAAUUUCAUAUUUAUGUACAAUGCUCCCCUGAAUCCAUCAUAUAAUUAUUAUCCGUGUUGUGAAAUUAUUGUUAAUUGUACGAAAAUAAAGUAUAUUUUGAACCU
This is a messenger RNA of Caenorhabditis elegans, 2335 nucleotides long. It is a transcript of the gene gcs-1, whose product is annotated as Glutamate--cysteine ligase. The record is from RefSeq and is marked reviewed. Gene Ontology annotation, molecular function: glutamate-cysteine ligase activity; catalytic activity. The transcript has 7 exons. Gene Ontology annotation, biological process: glutathione biosynthetic process. The coding region runs from base 2 to 1966 and encodes 654 amino acids. NCBI's taxonomy places the organism in Eukaryota, Metazoa, Nematoda, Chromadorea, Rhabditida, Rhabditidae.